This is a messenger RNA of Python bivittatus (Burmese python), 1970 nucleotides long. RefSeq names its product 5-hydroxytryptamine receptor 7 (gene HTR7). Gene Ontology annotation, cellular component: plasma membrane. The record is from RefSeq and is a predicted model, not a curated record. Gene Ontology annotation, molecular function: G protein-coupled serotonin receptor activity. Lineage: Eukaryota; Metazoa; Chordata; Lepidosauria; Squamata; Pythonidae. Gene Ontology annotation, biological process: circadian rhythm; chemical synaptic transmission; positive regulation of MAPK cascade.
GGCUUCGGCGACGUCGGGAACGACACGCAGUGCGGCGAGCAGAUCCUGAGCUACGGCAACGUGGAGAAAGUGGUGAUCGGAGCCGCCCUGACGCUCAUCACGCUGCUGACCAUCGCGGGCAACUGUCUGGUGGUGAUCUCGGUCUGCUUCGUGAAGAAGCUCCGGCAGCCGUCCAAUUAUCUCAUCGUCUCGCUGGCCUUGGCCGACCUGUCGGUGGCCGUGGCCGUCAUGCCCUUCGUCAGCGUGACCGACCUAAUCGGCGGCGAGUGGAUUUUCGGCAGCGUCUUCUGCAACGUCUUCAUCGCCAUGGACGUGAUGUGCUGUACCGCCUCGAUUAUGACCCUGUGCGUGAUCAGCAUCGACAGGUACCUUGGCAUAACUAGACCCCUCACCUAUCCUGUAAGACAAAACGGGAAGUGUAUGGCUAAAAUGAUCCUUUGUGUGUGGCUGCUGUCUGCUUCUAUUACUUUGCCCCCGCUGUUUGGGUGGGCUCAGAAUAUUAACGACGACAAAGUCUGUUUAAUCAGCCAAGACUUUGGCUACACAAUUUAUUCUACUGCCGUUGCGUUUUACAUCCCCAUGUCGGUGAUGCUGUUCAUGUACUAUCAGAUCUACAAAGCUGCCAAGAAAAGUGCAGCCAAGCACAAAUUUGCUGGUUUCCCACGACCUGACGAGCGUGAAGGGAUGGUUUCGGCGAACGGCGUAGUGAAACUGCACAAGGAAUCUGAAGAGUGCACCAAUUUUUCGCGUCUCCUUAAGCACGAACGGAAGAACAUUUCUAUUUUCAAAAGGGAGCAAAAAGCAGCCACUACCCUUGGAAUAAUUGUAGGGGCCUUUACUGUAUGCUGGCUGCCAUUUUUCAUACUUUCUACUGCUAGACCCUUCAUCUGUGGGACCUCUUGUAGUUGCAUCCCUUUGUGGGUUGAGAGGACAUUUCUCUGGUUGGGUUAUGCCAACUCUUUGAUUAACCCAUUUAUAUAUGCCUUCUUCAAUCGGGACCUGAGGACCACCUACCGCAAUCUGCUGCAAUGUAGAUAUAGGAAUAUCAACCGUAAACUCUCAGCUGCAGGCAUGCAUGAGGCCCUGAAGCUUGCCGAAAAACCAGAAUUUGUUCUGAGGAACUCUGAUUACUCAAGAAGGAAGAGCCACGACUUAUGAUUGAAUGCUGAUGGGACAGUCAUGUAUGAACAAGGGACUGUGAAGCAGUGGAGAUUGCUGCAAAUCCAGGCGUGGAAGAGAACCUAUGAGAUGAAUGAAAUGCUCCAAACCCACUUUGAAAGGGAAUGUUGUAAAGGAAGUUUGUGAACUUGGUAUAUAUUAUUAAAUGUACUUCUGCCAAUCCAGUGACAUUUUUCUUUUUUCUCCUCCCUACUUUGCUUCCUUUAGCAGGACAAAUUCUAGCUGUGCACAGAUUAGCCCUAUUUUAUUUGUUUGAUAAAGCGAAUUACAUUAGCAAUAAGUAGUUUGGCCCAUGAGAGCAAUAGCAGGUGAUCAGCUAUUCAAGUGUGACUUCUUCAGAAGAACAUCCAACUUUGUUCCAUCAGUCCUUUGACUUUACAAAGGUCCUUCUGUAAAUUGUCCUUGGACCCAGUACUGUCCACUGAGAAGGCGGGGCUGGGGUGGGAGUCAGUUUUGACAAAGGCAUCAUCACAGUGCAAUGGUUUUCUGGGUCUGUUGCGACAUCACAUGCAAGCCCCAAAGGAGCUUCUAGAAAUUGCCACUAGGACCACUUUAUAAUCUUUCAGUGAGAGGUAGCAUAGUAAGUUCUUCUAACAGUGCCGAGAUUUCCUUUAUAUGAAGAGAUGGUUGAAUUGUAUGUCAAGCAAAAGGAAUAAAUUAUGAACAGUGUAAAUUACUAAGAUUUGUUUCUUUCAAGGAAGGCAGAUGGGAUAAGAAUAGUUCAGUUCCAUAUUUUUGGUCCGCUCUUUUUUUUCCCUGUUGACUUUCUUUCCAACCUGCUCUUUUUUCUU